CGUAGUUUUAUACAAGGCUUCAUUUUGCACCAGGAGGCAAUCUAGCAUAUGUCGCCUCACCUAAACAUCAAAAGGAUGCUCUCAGUCUUGAUUGGCCUUCCUUUUCUUCUCGUUGUUGGUGCUAGCUUCUUUGAAAAAGACAUGCAUAAAAUUGGACAGCAAGUAUACAAAUUUAUCGCAUUUCCAACUCCACCGCCUAUUCCAAAAUAUGAGAUGCCAAAAAGGACUGCACGAGGUCCUUUUUCGAAACGCGCACUGUCGCGCGAUGACCCAUGGUUUACACCGGAAGAGACUAUUAUCUUAGGGCCACCUCUAAAGCUUCCAUUCUCGAGCUUUGAUAGAAGCAAACUGAUAAAAAUGACAAAAUGGUGACGGAUUACAGAGAAACGCUGGAAGUUGGUUCAAAAUAAUAAAUUUUUUGUAUUGGG
This is a messenger RNA of Cylicocyclus nassatus, 428 nucleotides long. The record is from the annotation of a GenBank genome assembly. NCBI's taxonomy places the organism in Eukaryota, Metazoa, Nematoda, Chromadorea, Rhabditida, Strongylidae.